AUGAAUCCAGCGCUCGCCGGAACCCCGAUCUUUUUCAGCACGCAGCAGUUCACAUCCUGCCCGGUUGCUGCCGCGUAUCGCGAAUUGCAGCGUCUGCUGCGCACUUCCCCCGACGGCACAAUGUUCGCACAAAGAACAGGGAGGCGGGCUCUAGAAAGGGUCAUUGCCUCCUCUUCCGCUCCCUCAACAACCACACUACCCGGCUUUCUCGUCCCGGCCUUCCAGACAACCUCACCUGCACCCUCCUCCCGACGAGAUUUCUCGGCGACGACACACCGGUCCUCCAAGCUCGGGAGGACGCCCAUUUCGAUCCCGCCCGGCGUGGAGAUUAGCGUCAGCGAACCAUGGAUCAAGAAGGACAUGACCGAUUGGCGACGGAUUCCUAGGAGGACGGUGACGGUGUCGGGGCCGUUGGGCAGCCUUGACCUCGAGAUACCCGAAUACAUGAGCGUCGAGCACGAUAGCGAGGCGAGGAGGGUAGUGAUGAGCGUGCGAGACCGUGAGGAGAAGGAACAGAGAGAGAUGUGGGGAACGAAGUGGUCAUACCUCAACAAUCACAUUAUGGGUGUAUCCGAGGGACACACGGCCGUCCUACGACUAGUGGGUAUUGGUUUCAGAGCGACGGUUGAGCCGCGGCCGGCAUUGGAAGAGUACCCCGGUCAGCAGUUUGUCUGUCUGAAGCUGGGUUUCUCGCACCCGGUCGAGCUGGGCCUUCCUAAAGGUAUGAAGGCUAGCGCCCCGCAGCCGACGAGAGUGCUGCUCGAGGGUAUCGACAAACACCAGAUCAUGCAGUUUGCGGCCAAUAUUCGCAAGUGGAGGCCGCCAGAGCCCUACAAAGGCAAGGGAAUCUUCAUUAACGACCAAACGAUCAAGCUGAAGCAGAAGAAGAUCAAAUAGAGGCUUCGCGGGGCCUUUGUAAACAUAGUAGAGCUACUUUUUUGCCGCUGUACGCUUUUUUUCCUGUACCAAUGCCAUAAACGUGUACAAUACUGGGGCGCUUCAUCGCGAAUAGUGUCUAUUUCAGACCCAAAACCUGUUGAACG
Messenger RNA from Canariomyces notabilis, 1043 nucleotides. RefSeq names its product mitochondrial 54S ribosomal protein YmL16. The transcript is spliced from 4 exons. Gene Ontology annotation, biological process: translation. Gene Ontology annotation, molecular function: rRNA binding; structural constituent of ribosome. Gene Ontology annotation, cellular component: mitochondrial large ribosomal subunit; ribosome. Lineage: Eukaryota; Fungi; Ascomycota; Sordariomycetes; Sordariales; Chaetomiaceae. The record is from RefSeq and is a predicted model, not a curated record. Bases 1 to 897 code for a protein of 298 amino acids.